Phytophthora sojae is the source of this 426-nucleotide messenger RNA. RefSeq lists its product as hypothetical. NCBI's taxonomy places the organism in Eukaryota, Oomycota, Peronosporomycetes, Peronosporales, Peronosporaceae. The record is from RefSeq and is a predicted model, not a curated record. The coding region runs from base 1 to 426 and encodes 141 amino acids. The transcript is spliced from 3 exons.
AUGCAGCCGCCGUCAGGACGAUCGUCUCAUCAAGCAGCUUCUGGCUUCGCCCAAGUCCUGCGCGCCGCUGCUGGAGCUGAGAGUCAAGCAGACUGUGUCGGUCAACAACGCGUCUCAGCUGGCUCCUCCCAAGACCUUCGAGCCCCUACCGGCCCGUCGCUACUGGAGCAGGACCUGAAGUUGGGCAAGCAGUGCUCGAGCGCGUCGCGGCCGGGGGUGCUACCCCAGACAUGCAAGCAGCCGCUGGAGCUGGUCACAGCGAAGAACGAGAAGUGCAAGAGCGAGUCGCAGCCGGAGGUGUCGGCCCAGACCUGCGAGCCGCUGCUGGAGCAGGCCACAGCGAAGGGCAAGCAGUACCUGAGCGAGUCGGAGCCAGAGGCACUACACUGGGCUUGCAAUCAGCUGCUGGAGCUGCACAGACGAUGA